Closterium sp. NIES-65 is the source of this 627-nucleotide messenger RNA. The record is from the annotation of a GenBank genome assembly. NCBI's taxonomy places the organism in Eukaryota, Viridiplantae, Streptophyta, Zygnematophyceae, Desmidiales, Closteriaceae.
AUGGGCGGCCCCGUCGCCGCCCCUAUCGGGCCCGUCGCCGCCCUUCACGGCCCCGUCGCCGCCCUUCGCGGCCCCGUCGCCGCCCCUAGCGGCCACGUCGCCGCCCUUCGCGGCCCCCUCGCCGCCCUUCGCGGCCCCGUCGCCGCCCCUAGCGGCCCCGUCGCCGCCCUUCGCGGCCCCGUCGCCGCCCCUAGCGGCCCCGUUGCCGCCCUUCGCGGCCCCGUCGCCACCUCUAGCAGCCCCGUCGCCGCCCUUCGCGGUCCCGUCGCUGCCUCUAGCGGCCCCGUCGCCGCCCUUCACGGCACCUCGCGGCCUCUUCUCGGCCCCGUCGCCGCCCUUCGUGGCCCCGUCGCCACACUUCCCGGCCCGUCCUUGGCUCCUCCGCCACCAACAGCAACCGCCGCCAGCACCAGCAGCCACCAGCAGCAGCUGACAGCAGCAGAAGUCGCGGAAACCAGCGGCGGCCACCAGCAGCAGCAGCCGUCGCCGCCGACCGCAGGAGCUACCGCCGCGGUUGCGGCUCUGUCCCUACAGACGCGCCUCGGCCCUGCCCCACCGCUUGCCCCCCCCUACCUACCAGCCCUGGUGAGAGCACUGCCGAGCCAUGCCUUCUACUACUGCCCCUAG